This is a messenger RNA of Emiliania huxleyi CCMP1516, 981 nucleotides long. RefSeq lists its product as hypothetical. The transcript has a single exon. Lineage: Eukaryota; Haptophyta; Isochrysidales; Noelaerhabdaceae. The coding region runs from base 1 to 981 and encodes 326 amino acids. The record is from RefSeq and is a predicted model, not a curated record.
AUGCCACGGCUCCGAGUGUCGCUCGGCCUCAACUCUGGCAGCAGGUCGGGGCAGCCGGCGUGCACUGUGGUAAUCGACCCGAGUGGCGCGGCGCUGAUGCAGGCGGUGAGCAACAAGCUGCGGCUCAAGAAGCGCGAAGCAGCGUCCGCACACCUCUACGUGUGGAGCACCGGCGUGCGAGUCGAUCUGGCCGCUGCCGACAUCAGUGGCUGCGUCGCUGACGGCGACCUUGUCGUGGUUGGCUUUGGCGAGCCAUUCGCAGGCAAGCAGCCCGCCGCUGCGGCAGCGGGCAGCGAUCCCCGGGCAUGGGAGGCCCGCUGGGAGGCGCGGUCGGCCGACCUGGCCCUGGUGGAGUGGCGCGACGCGGUGGCGAUGAACCGAGCGCUCGGCCGCCUCUCGACGCUGCUCGAGCACCCGGCGCACCGCGGCAGGCUCGUGAGCCACGCACAGCAGCGGCGGCUGCCGUCGGCGUCAUACCUCGGGCACAACCUGUACGCAGACACGCUCCGCAGCUUUGAGAGCCUCGCCGCCGCCGCCCGAGAGGCUGAGGCGGCUGCUUCGCCCGCGGAGCUCGCCUUCCUCGCCGGGUGGGCGGAGAGAGGCGCGCCGCAAGUGGUGGUCUCGUACGUCUCGGGCGCCACGCCCACCCUCGCCCACGAGCUCUGCCACGCGCGGUACGCGCUGCUGCCGCCGUACCGCGGGGCGGUCGACGCGGCGUGGGCGCGCCACGAGCAGCUCCUCUGCAAGUGGAUGGCGGACCUCGGCUACCACGCGUCCCGCCACGCAGACGAGUUUGGCGCCUACCUGCUCACCGAGCCGCACGCCUUCUGGCGAGGCCGCGUGGCGCCGCGCGAGGCGGCAGAGCUGCGCGCCGUGCUCGCCGCCGCCCUCGGCGAGCCGCUGGACAAAACGGAAGGCCCGUUCGGCGUCCGGCCGGUGAGCACUCAAGCGGAGGAGCUGCUGAUACCAGGGAGCGUCUAG